Dibothriocephalus latus is the source of this 270-nucleotide messenger RNA. NCBI's taxonomy places the organism in Eukaryota, Metazoa, Platyhelminthes, Cestoda, Diphyllobothriidea, Diphyllobothriidae. The record is from the annotation of a GenBank genome assembly.
AUGAAUUCGCCAAGGAGCGACGCCUAUCACAUUUUAGGGGCCCUUCUUGCCAGCGCCCUCGCCCUAGCACUCCUGGCCUUCGUAUUCGCCGUCAAAAGCUGUGCAGGCUCCUUGGAGAAACUCUCCGGAACUCUCUUAUUACUGAACUGCAUUCCAGGCAUCCUGGUCUUGGCUGCCGUGGCAUAUUACAACGCCAGGUUGGAUAACACCUGUCGCAUAAUGGCGGUGAUCGGAAUGACCUUCGCACAGGCCAAGCUACUAUUAAAGUAG